This is a messenger RNA of Purpureocillium lilacinum, 2757 nucleotides long. Its product is annotated as coatomer subunit gamma. NCBI's taxonomy places the organism in Eukaryota, Fungi, Ascomycota, Sordariomycetes, Hypocreales, Ophiocordycipitaceae. Gene Ontology annotation, molecular function: structural molecule activity. The record is from RefSeq and is a predicted model, not a curated record. Gene Ontology annotation, cellular component: endoplasmic reticulum-Golgi intermediate compartment; COPI vesicle coat; Golgi membrane. Gene Ontology annotation, biological process: intra-Golgi vesicle-mediated transport; protein secretion; intracellular protein transport.
AUGAGCUACGGCAAAAAGGACGAGGAUGCGGACCUGGGCCUGGUCAAGGUGGACCGCACCCAGGUCUUUCAAGAAGCGCGUCUCUUCAAUAGCUCACCGAUCCAACCUCGACGAUGUCGCAUCCUCCUGACCAAGAUCGCUCUGCUGCUCUACACCGGCGAGAAGUUCCCGACCAACGAAGCUACGACCCUUUUCUUCGGAAUCUCGAAGCUGUUCCAGAACAAAGAUGCCAGUCUCCGACAGAUGGUCCACCUUGUCAUCAAGGAGAUUGCCAACUCGGCCGAGGACAUCAUCAUGGUCACCAGCACCAUUAUGAAGGAUACCGGCGGCAGCAGCGACGCCAUCUUCCGCCCCAACGCGAUCCGAGCUCUGUGCCGCAUCAUUGACGCAACCACGGUGCAAUCGAUCGAGCGAGUUAUGAAGACUGCGAUUGUGGAUAAGAACCCCUCUGUCUCUUCCGCCGCGCUGGUUUCUUCCUACCACCUGCUUCCUAUCGCCAAGGAGGUCGUGCGCCGAUGGCAGAGCGAGACCCAGGAGGCCGCGGCCUCGACCAAGUCCAGCGGUGGCUUCUCGCUCGGAUUCUCGUCGUCGAGCGGCCAGAUGCCGAUGAACAAUUCGACCAUGGCUCAGUACCACGCGAUUGGCUUGCUCUACCAGAUGCGCAUGCAUGAUCGCAUGGCGUUGGUCAAGAUGGUCCAGCAGUUUGGUGCCGCGGGCGCGAUCAAGAACCCCGCGGCCACCGUCAUGCUUGUCCGUCUUGCCGCCCAGCUGGCGGAGGAGGACGCUUCGCUGCGCCGACCCAUGAUGCAGCUUCUCGACGGGUGGCUGAGGCACAAGAGCGAGAUGGUCAACUUCGAGGCUGCCAAGGCUAUCUGCGACAUGAGAGAUGUCACGGACAACGAGGUCACCCAGGCCGUUCAUGUCCUGCAGCUGUUCCUUACCUCCCCGCGUGCCGUCACCAAGUUUGCCGCUCUGCGAAUCCUUCACAACUUCGCGUCGUUCAAGCCUACCGCCGUCGCCACGUGCAACCCCGACAUCGAGCUCCUCAUCUCCAACAGCAACAGGUCGAUCGCCACCUUUGCCAUUACCACGUUGCUCAAGACUGGCAAUGAAGCUAGCGUGGACCGAUUGAUGAAGCAGAUCUCGGGCUUCAUGUCCGAAAUCACCGACGAGUUCAAGAUCACGAUUGUGGAGGCCAUCCGCACGCUCUGCCUCAAGUUCCCCAACAAGCAGGCUGGCAUGUUGACUUUCCUGAGUGGCAUCCUACGCGACGAAGGCGGUUACGAGUUCAAGCGCGCAGUCGUGGAGAGCAUGUUUGACCUGAUCAAGUUCGUCCCCGACUCCAAGGAGGAGGCACUCGCCCACCUCUGCGAGUUCAUCGAGGACUGCGAGUUCACCAAGCUGGCCGUACGCAUCCUCCAUCUUAUCGGGCUGGAGGGUCCCAAAACUGCUCAGCCGACUAAGUACAUCCGCUACAUCUACAAUCGUGUGGUUCUCGAGAACGCAAUUGUUCGAGCCGCCGCCGUUACUGCCCUGGCCAAGUUUGGUGUGGGCCAGAAGGACCCCGAUGUCAAGGCCAGCGUCAAGGUGCUCCUCACGCGAUGCCUGGACGAUGUGGACGACGAGGUGCGCGACCGCGCUGCUCUGAACCUGAAGCUCAUGGGCGAGGAGGACGACGAGAUGGCCCGCAACUUUGUCAAGAAUGACAACAUGUUCUCUCUCCCGGCGUUCGAGCACCAGCUUGUCAUGUAUGUCACGUCAGACGACAAGUCCGCCUUCGACGACCCCUUCGACAUCACCAACAUUCCUGUGGUCACUCGGGAGCAGGCCGACGCCGAGGACCGCACUAAGAAGCUCACUGCUACGGCCCCGACGUUGAAGGCGCCCAAGGUUGGUCCGACGAAGACGCCUGCCAGCGGAGCGGAGGCUGCGGCCACUGCUUCUGCCCAGGCUCAGCGCUACGCCGAGGAACUGAUGCAGAUCCCCGAGAUGAAGGAGUUUGGCCACGUCCUGAAGUCGUCGCCUGUUGUUGAGCUCACGGAGGCCGAGACCGAGUAUGUGGUGGCGCUGGUGAAGCACAUCUUCAAAGAGCACAUCGUUCUUGAAUACGAGGUCAAGAACACGCUGCCGGAUACCGUCCUCGAAAAUGUCUCAGUGGUUGCCACGCCGUCAGAGGAAGACGAGCUCGAGGAGCUCUUCAUCAUCCCGGCGGACAAGCUGGCGACGAACGAGCCCGGCAAGGUCUACGUCGCGUUCAAGAAGAUCAACGGCGAGGGCUCGCUGCCUGUCACAUCUUUCUCCAACAUCCUCAAGUUCACCAGCAAGGAAAUCGACCCCUCGACGAACGAGCCCGAAGAGACGGGCUACGACGACGAGUAUGAAGUCUCCGAGUUUGACCUUGCCGGUGCCGACUACAUCGUCCCGACAUUCGCCAGCAACUUCAACCACCUCUGGGAGCAGAUUGGCGCCUCUGGAGAAGAGGCAGAGGAGACCCUGCAGCUCAGCGGGCUCAAGAGCAUCGCCGACGCGACGGAACAGCUGGCAAAGACGCUGUCACUGCAGCCGUUGGACGGCACGGAUGUGCCCAUCAACCCGAGCACGCACACGCUCAAGCUUCUUGGCAAGACGGUCGGUGGCGGUCGGGUAGUGGCCACGGUGCGGAUGGCCUACUCUUCAAAAUCGGGCGUGACGACAAAGAUUACUGUCAGAAGCGAGGAGGAGAACGUAGCAGCGUUGGUGAUUGCAUCGGUGGCAUAA